This is a messenger RNA of Alosa sapidissima (American shad), 1317 nucleotides long. It is a transcript of the gene syce2, whose product is annotated as synaptonemal complex central element protein 2. NCBI's taxonomy places the organism in Eukaryota, Metazoa, Chordata, Actinopteri, Clupeiformes, Clupeidae. Gene Ontology annotation, cellular component: central element. Bases 463 to 1029 code for a protein of 188 amino acids. Gene Ontology annotation, biological process: synaptonemal complex assembly. The transcript is spliced from 4 exons. The record is from RefSeq and is a predicted model, not a curated record.
UACGUUGUGGGAUUGGGGCUCGAGAGCCGAUUGGACCGUUGGCCUCUCUUUUGCCCUCAGCUAACAUUGACUGAAAACGAGUCGUUAUCAUAGUUUUGCUUUUUAGCUAGCCAGUUAAUCAUAGGAGACUUGUAUUUCCUCCGAAUAUAACAUAACAUUUGUUGUUAUAGUUUCUUUAACUAAAUCUUAGACGUAAUGUGAUAGCUCUAUAAAAGCGGUGAAGCAGUUUUAUCAAAGUUAACGUUAGCUGCCGUUUAGAACUAAAAAGGCAAGACAUGAUAUCUUUUUUAAGUUUAACGUUAAUGGAUGCUAAAAUAGCCUACAAAAUCCACUAAAAUAGAUCCUAAUAACUCCUUUUAAAAAAGUCGUUGCGAAUCUAAACCAUUAGUUUUUUGAUAAACGUUAAAUAUCAGUGUACCAGUUUCAAUCUAGCAACAGUUAGCUGCUAACAUUGAAAAGGACAUGGAACAGCAUUUGUUUGAGAAGCCAUCCUCACCUCUGUGUCAGUCCACUCCAAAAAGUGUUAAUCCUCACCAACGGUCAUCAUUAAAGGAUGCAGAUGGGAUGAUCCAAGGCUCUUCAGAACAAAUACCAUUUAUGACUUUGGAUGACAGCCAUGAACCACAGAUUGAAGACUCGGGCAUUGGAGCUUCCACCUUGUCCUGCAGUUCGUCAACGGGUGAACUAGAAGAUAGCUAUGUUUGCUCUUUUCCUCUGAACAAGAGGAUUGAUGAGACUGGGAAGAAAGCUCAAGACCUUAUAGAGAGAAUCAAUCACAGCCGUGCCAUGGAUCAGAAAGUCAUAGCCAACUUUGAGGACACACUGAUGAAGAAGGUGAGGGAGACAUGUCAGGAGUUGAAGGACCACCUGUUCAAUCACUAUGAGGAGCAAAGUCAUGGCAUGGAGGCCCGGCUGCAGGAGCUAUCCGAGGUGUUGGGAAGGAGCAGCCAGCUCAGCGUGGAGCUUCAGGGUGCCAGUCAAGUUUUGGUUUCCAUCAAUAAGGGUCUCCAGCAGACCCCUGAGCAGUAGAUAUACAAGAUGGUAUAUUUCCAUGUCAUGUAUAGCUAUUGUUCUUGUGUUUCAGUAGAAACCUGCUCACUCAAAAUCGGUCAGGCUGUGGUUACUGCACAAGGAGCAUGCUUUGUUCAAGUGUAUUUUGUGUUAUUUGUUCACGUUUCACUUCAUUGAGUUGGAGUUUACGUUUUUAAAUGUCUGAGAAAGUAUUGGGGAUUAUCAAAAUUUAGAUUUUAAUGUUUUGUGAAUAUAUUGUAGGAACUGUGUAUAAGUCAUUAAAAUAGUUUUGAUUCAUUAAAGUGA